CGCACAGCGCCCUCUCGUCCCGAAGAGCCGCAGUCUCGAGAGCGGCAAGGCGGUUUCUCAGUUAUCUUUGGCCAGCGUCUCCCGCGAACCCGGCGUCGUUGGACUGCACCCUGAGCGGGGACGUCCGCCGGGCACGGGAGGGAGCCACGAUGCCGAUCAAUAAAUCAGAGAAGCCAGAAAGCUGUGAUAAUGUGAAGGUGGUUGUUAGGUGCCGACCCCUCAAUGAGAGAGAGAAGUCCAUGUGCUACAAACAGGCUGUCAGUGUGGAUGAGAUGAGGGGAACUAUCACUGUACAUAAGACUGAUUCUUCCAAUGAACCUCCAAAGACAUUUACUUUUGAUACAGUUUUUGGACCAGAGAGUAAACAACUUGAUGUUUAUAACUUAACUGCAAGACCUAUUAUUGAUUCUGUUCUUGAAGGCUACAAUGGGACUAUUUUUGCAUAUGGACAAACUGGAACAGGCAAAACUUUUACCAUGGAAGGCGUUCGAGCUGUUCCUGAACUUAGAGGAAUCAUUCCAAAUUCAUUUGCUCACAUAUUUGGUCAUAUUGCAAAAGCAGAGGGUGAUACAAGAUUUUUGGUUCGAGUGUCUUAUUUGGAAAUAUAUAAUGAAGAAGUUCGUGACCUUUUGGGCAAGGAUCAGACACAGAGGUUAGAGGUUAAAGAAAGACCUGAUGUGGGAGUUUAUAUCAAAGAUUUAUCAGCUUAUGUGGUAAAUAAUGCUGAUGAUAUGGAUAGAAUUAUGACACUAGGCCACAAAAAUCGUUCUGUUGGUGCAACUAAUAUGAAUGAGCAUAGUUCCCGUUCACAUGCCAUCUUCACAAUUACCAUAGAAUGCAGUGAAAAAGGCGUUGACGGUAACAUGCACGUCAGGAUGGGGAAGCUCCAUCUUGUAGAUCUUGCUGGUUCAGAAAGACAAGCAAAAACUGGAGCUACUGGGCAGCGCCUCAAAGAAGCUACAAAAAUCAACCUUUCACUUUCCACCCUUGGUAAUGUCAUUUCUGCCUUGGUGGAUGGAAAAAGCACUCAUGUGCCUUAUCGGAACUCUAAAUUGACUCGUCUUCUUCAGGAUUCCUUAGGAGGAAAUUCAAAGACCAUGAUGUGUGCAAACAUUGGGCCAGCAGAUUAUAAUUACGAUGAAACUAUCAGUACCCUACGGUAUGCUAACCGUGCUAAGAAUAUUAAAAAUAAAGCUAGAAUUAAUGAAGAUCCAAAGGAUGCUUUGCUUCGUCAAUUUCAGAAAGAAAUAGAAGAACUGAAAAAAAAGCUUGAAGAAGGGGAAGAAAUAUCAGGCUCUGAUAUCAGUGGGUCAGAAGAGGAUGACGAUGAAGAGGGUGAGGUUGGAGAAGAUGGAGAGAAAAGGAAAAAAAGAAGGGAUCAAGCAGGUAAAAAGAAAGUUUCCCCUGAUAAGAUGGUUGAAAUGCAAGCAAAAAUUGAUGAAGAGAGAAAAGCACUUGAAACAAAGCUUGACAUGGAAGAAGAAGAAAGAAACAAGGCUAGAGCUGAAUUAGAGAAACGGGAAAAAGAUCUUCUUAAGGCCCAACAAGAGCAUCAGUCUUUGCUAGAGAAAUUAUCUGCACUGGAGAAGAAGGUAAUUGUUGGUGGUGUUGAUUUGUUGGCAAAAGCUGAGGAACAAGAGAAACUUCUUGAAGAAUCUAAUAUGGAACUGGAAGAAAGGAGGAAAAGAGCAGAGCAACUUCGUAGAGAAUUGGAGGAAAAAGAGCAAGAACGCUUGGAUAUUGAAGAAAAAUAUACCAGUUUGCAAGAGGAAGCACAGGGAAAGACCAAGAAAUUAAAGAAAGUAUGGACUAUGCUGAUGGCUGCAAAGUCAGAGAUGGCCGAUCUCCAGCAAGAACAUCAGAGGGAAAUUGAAGGCCUACUGGAGAAUAUUCGACAACUUAGCCGGGAGCUUCGACUUCAGAUGCUUGUUAUUGAUAAUUUUAUACCUCAGGAUUAUCAGGAAAUGAUUGAAAACUAUGUCCAUUGGAAUGAAGACAUAGGAGAGUGGCAGCUAAAAUGUGUUGCCUACACAGGAAAUAACAUGAGGAAGCAGACUCCAAUUCCUGAUAAAAAAGAAAAAGAUCCCUUUGAAGUGGACCUUUCCCAUGUGUAUCUUGCCUAUACUGAGGAAAGCCUGCGGCAGUCCUUAAUGAAAUUGGAGAGGCCACGGACUUCAAAGGGGAGAGCAAGGCCAAAGACAGGGAGAAGAAAGCGUUCUGCAAAGCCUGAAACUAAUUGACUCUUUACUUCAGUAAAUGUUACAGACUUAAAGUCUCACUAAAAAUUAGCGAUAUCCUCAUGCCUGGACAAAAUACUUAAUUAAAACACUGAAGACUUUUGUGUAAUUUCAGAUAAUGGAAGCUGUAAGUCAUGGAGUAAGACUGGAAUUAGUAAUUUGUCUAAUAAUUUUUAGUCUCUAUAUAAGUUAAUAGAACAU
Molecule: messenger RNA, 2438 nt
Organism: Miniopterus natalensis
Lineage: Eukaryota; Metazoa; Chordata; Mammalia; Chiroptera; Miniopteridae
Source: RefSeq, a predicted model, not a curated record